Messenger RNA from Prunus armeniaca (apricot), 921 nucleotides. The record is from the annotation of a GenBank genome assembly. Lineage: Eukaryota; Viridiplantae; Streptophyta; Magnoliopsida; Rosales; Rosaceae.
AUGAUGAAAGAUUGCAUUAACUAUUCCAAGGGGUGUGAAUCUUGUCAAAGACACGGCCCAGUCCAGCAGGCUCCAUCAGUUCCCAUGAAUCCAGUGGUAAAACCAUGGCCCUUUAGAGGAUGGGCAAUGGAUCUUAUUGGCAAGAUCUAUCCAGCCAGCAGCCAGCAGCACUGCUUUAUCAUUGUUGCCACAGACUACUUCACCAAGUGGGUGGAGGCCAAGGCUGUUAAAUCCACUACAUCUCAAGAGAUCAUCAUUUUCAUAGAAGAACAGAUUAUCCAAAGAUUUGGCAUCCCAGAAUCAAUCACAACUGAUAGAGGGUCAUCUUUCAUAUCUAGAGAAAUGCUGGACAUGGCAGAGGCAUUCAAAUUCAGACUGCUCCAAUCCACUCCUUAUUAUGCCCAAGCCAAUGGACAGGCGGAAUCAAGCAACAAAGUAAUCAUCAACAUUAUCAGGAAAAUGCUUGAAAAGAAUCCAAAACAAUGGCAUGAGAAGCUGUCAGAAACUCUGUGGGCAUAUAGAACUUCAAAGAGAGAAGCGACUGGCAUGACUCCCUACGCGUUAACCUACGGUCAUGAUGCAAUUCUGCCUAUGGAGAUAGCUGUUCAGUCCCUCAGAAUUGCUCACCAACAUGACUUAGUAGGAGAAGACUACUCCCAGGCCAUGCUGCUGGAACUGGAAGGAUUGGAUGCAGCCAGAAUUGACACUCUCAACAAACUCCUGGCAGGAAAACAGGCUGUAUCAAGGGCCUACAACAAAAGAGUCAGGAACAAGAGUUUUGAAGAAGGGGAGAUAGUCUGGAAAGCAGUUCUGCCCCUUGGAACACAUGUGGCUGGUUAUGGAAAAUGGUCACCUACAUGGGAAGGUCCCUUUCAUAAUCAGCCAGAUCCUUGGAAUGGGGGCAUACAGGUUGCAGGAUAG